AUGAAUCAAAGAAAUAACCACAGGGGGAGAGGUUUUAUAGAUCAGCGAGGAGGGAUGGCUAGGGGAGGGAUGGGACGGGGCGGGAAUCGUCAUAAUGCAGGAUCACAUCGAUAUAGCCAAAGAGGUGGUGGCAAUAUGAACAAAUUGAACAAAUCAGAUUGGAGUAGACAAAAUCAGGCAGAUAAUAGCAAAAACAAUCGUCCUGUGAAGGUUUCAUCACAGUCCGUGACGGGCGAUGCUGUGAAGCGUCAGGCUUCAACGGAUCUAGAAAUGGACACUUCUGGACCCUCAUCUAUCAAAUCACUCAAAACUGAACAAGAUACGGAGAAUAAACCAGGGUCCAAAACUAAUCGUACGGACAGCACUUCAUCUGUCAUAUCAACAGACAGUAAAGAGGAAACAUCUCCGAAAAAGAAAGGUACUGGAAAGAAGGACGACAUAGAACUUGAUCCAGAAGUAGAAGCAAAGCUGGCUCUGUUAAUACAGCCCAAGCUUUGUAAACUUUGUAACUUAGCUAUGAAUAAUGGUCUACAAGCAGAUCAACAUUAUGACGGAAAAAAUCACGCGAAAAAGGUACGCCUCUUCCGACAGUCAGCUGCUCUGGAAGUGACACUAAAAAAACUGGAAAAGGAAGGGAGUAUUGUCACAGGAAAGACAGUAGUUUUAAUGGAAGAGGAUGUGCCAAAUGAAAACGGAAAGAAGAAAGAAGGGCAGGCGGAUGACAAGAAGGAAAAGAUGGAAAGCAAAAGGUGCAAAGAUGAUAUAGAGAGGCUGGCUGGAGCAUCGGAGGAAAUCUAUUGUAAGGUCUGUGAUGUUUCCUUCAACUCUCCAAAGCAGGCUAUGCAGCACUACGAGGGUAAAAACCAUCACAAGAAAGUGCGCAUGUCCACGCAGGCACGUGAUGUCACAGAAUCUCAAAAGGACCAUGUCACUGUAGACGGCACAGUGUUCGAAUGUAAACUCUGUUCAGUCCAUGUUACCUGUCAAGAACAACUCAAUGCACAUCUAGACGGGGCCAAACACAAAUCCAAGUUAAAAUCUCAGGAGCGUGGUGACUGGGCAAGUGGCCGUGCUGGUUUUGGCCACAGAGGCAGAGGAAGAGGUGUAGGAUUCAAUGGCUGUCCAGGCUUCCAAGAUGGUGCUGGUUACAAACGAGGCUAUCCAUUCCCCGGGGACGAUACUGACUCCGGACAACCAAAACGACACCGCGACUUUCAAAAUUACCGCACACCAAGUGGUAAAUUCUACUGCAAGGUGUGCAAUGUCACAAUGAGUGGUGACAGACAAUUCGCAAUGCACAUGGACAGCAAAAAACACAAGACAAAUAAUUCUUCAUUUAAACAUAUACCGGACGGUGAACAGGAGGUUUCAUAG
Molecule: messenger RNA, 1374 nt
Organism: Ylistrum balloti
Lineage: Eukaryota; Metazoa; Mollusca; Bivalvia; Pectinida; Pectinidae
Product: zinc finger matrin-type protein 3-like
Exons: 4
Coding region: 1-1374 (457 amino acids)
Molecular function (GO): zinc ion binding; nucleic acid binding
Source: RefSeq, a predicted model, not a curated record